This is a messenger RNA of Quercus robur (English oak), 2378 nucleotides long. RefSeq lists its product as uncharacterized. The transcript has 5 exons. NCBI's taxonomy places the organism in Eukaryota, Viridiplantae, Streptophyta, Magnoliopsida, Fagales, Fagaceae. Bases 1190 to 2146 code for a protein of 318 amino acids. The record is from RefSeq and is a predicted model, not a curated record.
UUAGUAGUUAGAGAGUAAAACAAGGCAGUGCAAUAGUGUUGAGCCGGAUAUUGUUGCAUUAUUUCGCGGGACAAGAUAUUGGGUAGCGGGAAAGUUUUAUUUGAGAGAAAAAAUAGGGGAGCGGGAAAGGUGAAUUAUUUUCCCAGUUUUUUCUCAUCUAUUCCGUUUUCCCCAUAUCCUCUCAGUUCCGUGUUUGUCUCCAUCCAUGAUACCGUAUCUCAAUUUUGAAGUUUAUCUCUACUGGCUUGAAUUUGGUUUCUCUCACGCAAACAACCAGAAACUGUCCCAAAAAAAAAAAAAAAAUUUUUUGAGAGAGGCAAAAAAAAGAAAAAAAAAAGUGAGAUUUGGAGGCAAAGAUGAGAGAUUAUUGAAGAUUGUGAUUUGAGGAGCAGCAAAGGAGUUCAAUCUCUUUUACUGGGUUUUCUUUGAGGAAUUUCAAUCUCUCAUUCCGGUUGGCUUGAGAAAUUUCUUUGAUUUGCAGGCUAUCACUUCAUCAGGAACAAAGAAAGAUCAGAACAAGGUAGGCAAGGGAAGAUAGAAGCUUGUCCUCAAAAGCAAGUAGUUAAGCAAGUGGACUAACACGAUCAAGUGAAGAUGUCAAUAGAUAAGGCUUGGAUGUUUAUUAAAGAUAGGGGGUCACAAGAAUGGCAAAAUGGUAUGAAAGCAUUUCUAGAUAUGGCUUUUGCCGAAGUAGCAGAGGCAAAUACAAUUCGAUGUCCAUGUCGUAAAUGUGUUAAUGUGGUUCCUAAGACACGUAAUGAGGUAGCACUGGAUUUGUGUAAAUUUGGAAUGGAUCAAAACUACAAGAUAUGGAUCCAUCACGGUGAAGAGUGGUAUGAUGAACCAUCUAAUGAAAAUAGUGGGGGCAUAGAUAAUGAAAGCAAUCAGGAAAGAAGUGAUGAUGCUAGGGCAUAUGAGAUGAUCAAUAAUAUGAUGAGAGCUGAGAACUUGGCUAGUACUACAAUUGGUGGAGAUGAUGAUUUGCAUAUGCGGGAUAGUGAGGAACCAAAUGAUAAUGCUAAGAAAUUCUUACUAUUGUUACAGGAUGUGGGACAAAAGUUGUACCCUGGUUGUAAAAAUUUAACAAAGUUAUCAUUUGUUAUGAGGUUGUUUCAAAUGAAGUGUCUAUAUGGGUGGAGUAACAAAUUAGUUGAGGGAUUACUUGAAUUUUUAAGGUUUUCAUAUCCUGAUGGCAAUUUGGUUCCUGAGUCAUUUUACAAUGCAAAAAAAAAGGAUUUGGGAUUUAGGACUUGACUAUGAAAAGAUUGACGCUUGCAUUGAUGACUGUGUGUUGUAUCGAAAUGAGUAUGCUGAUUUGGAAAAAUGUCCAAGAUGCAAGAAGUCUAGAUGGAAAUCGAAUGAGAGUAAUGGUAAUAUCAUUGGGAAGAAAAAGAACCACAAAAAGGUUCCUCAAAAGAUUCUACGUUAUUUUCCAUUGACCCCUAGGCUACAAAGAUUGUUUUUGACAAAAAAUAUAGCUUCUGAAAUGAGAUGGCAUAAAGAGGGUAGAGUAGAUGACGGUGUGUUAAGGCAUCCAGCUGACUCCAUCGCAUGGAAACAACUAGAUGAGGUUCACUCUUGGUUCGCAUUAGACUCUCGUAAUGUUCGACUUGGCCUUGCAAGUGAUGGGUUCAACCCCUAUGGGGUUAUGAGUUCAAGCCAUAGUACAUGGCCUGUUAUGUUAAUUCCAUAUAACUUACCACCAUGGAUGUGCUUGAAGCAGCCUUUUUGGAUAAUGUCCAUGAUUAUACCUGGUCCUACAUCACCUGGAAAUAACAUUGACAUUUAUCUACAACCAUUAAUUGAUGAAUUAAAUCAAUUGUGGGAAAAUGGUGUCGAGACAUAUGAUGUCUCAUUGGAGCAGAAUUUUCGUUUGCAUGCAGCAAUUUUAUGGACAAUCAAUGACUUCCCUGCAUAUGCAGUAAUGUCUAGAUGGAGCACCAAAGGAGGGCUAGCAUGUCCAUGUUGUCAUAAGGAUACGGUGUCAUUAAGACUUAAGCAUGGACAAAAGCAUUGUUAUAUGGGUCAUCGCAGAUUUUUAGAAGCUAAUCAUAAAUGGCGUAGGAAUAAAGAAGCAUUUGAUAACACAAGGGAAACAAGAGAAGCACCAAAGCCAUUAUCAAAGACUCCGACAGACUAUGCGUGAGGAAUUUCUGGCAAUACUAGCUAACCAAUCUCAGGGUGGAGGCCAAUGAAGUGGUUGUGAAGCAUGCAUGUAUAUCACUUUUUGAAGGGAACUUUUCUUACAUGUUGCGUAUAUAUUUGUGUAUAUUUACUUUUGAAACUAUGUGUUUGAUCGUAAUUAACUAAACGAGUUAUGUGUAUAUUUGUGUUCUUGGACAUAUCAAUUUGAUGGAGUACUUUGACUUUUGCAUUUA